AUGGUCGUUGUGAAAAGCCCAGCAGACCUGGAGUUGAAAAUUCAGGGACUAGCACCACGGUAUAACUUCUGCCUCUUUGUCGAUGAGAUCUGUCUUGAGUCGCUGGAUUACAUGAGUAUGCCUGUUGUCAAGGUGCUGUGUCGGAUCUCGGGGUUUCGGGGGGAGUAUGAACGGGAGUAUACAGUUUAUCCUGGGUAUGAAGAUAGGGAGACUGAGGAGGAGGAGGAUGUGGGAUGGAUGUAUCGGGAGGUGGUUGAUUAUUGUGGGAUUUAUGUUCGUCUGGCGGAGGCGACGGAUUGGUAUGAAGAGUAUGUCCGUCCGCCUGGGUUGAUGUUUUGUGAUGAGGAUGGGUUUCCGGGGUUUUGGAGGAAGAAGGGAAUUAAGUGA
This is a messenger RNA of Aspergillus calidoustus, 387 nucleotides long. The record is from the annotation of a GenBank genome assembly. Lineage: Eukaryota; Fungi; Ascomycota; Eurotiomycetes; Eurotiales; Aspergillaceae.